Oryza sativa Japonica Group (Japanese rice) is the source of this 891-nucleotide messenger RNA. Its product is annotated as E3 ubiquitin-protein ligase SINA-like 11. NCBI's taxonomy places the organism in Eukaryota, Viridiplantae, Streptophyta, Magnoliopsida, Poales, Poaceae. Gene Ontology annotation, molecular function: zinc ion binding; ubiquitin protein ligase activity. The record is from RefSeq and is a predicted model, not a curated record. Gene Ontology annotation, cellular component: cytoplasm.
AUGGCGGUUUUACAGAUGGCUCGUGAGAAGAGGUCGUGUCCGAGAGCUUCAGAGACGCAGCAGAACAAUUCAGAAAAGAAGGGAAAGGUGGAUGGUGAGAGUGCAGCUCGAGACAAGAGGGCUAUCACUGUCACUGUAGAUCCUGAGGUUCUGGAAUGUGAUGUCUGUUUCGGCCCUCUCACUCCCCCACUUUAUCAGUGCAUGAGGAGAGGGCACAUCACCUGCUCGACGUGCGUCGCGGAGAUGGGGCAGGAGUGCCAGUGGUGCCGCGCGCCGGAGGCCACCACCACGCGCUGCCGCGCCAUGGAGCACUUCCUCGCCGCCCUCGCCGUGCCGUGCUCCUUCAACCACAAGGGCUGCGCCGCCAUGGUGCCCUACGGCGAGCGGGAGGCGCACGAGGCGGCGUGCGCCCACUCGCCGUGCUACUGCCCGAUCCGCGGCUGCUCCUCCUCCCCUUACUCCGGCGUGUCCCUGGUCGAACACCUCGAGCGCAAGCACCCGGAGAUCGGCCGCACCCGCGUCGACCGCACCACCCUCUCCCCGCUCAGAAUGUGCCACGGCGAGCCGGCCCGGCUGGUGUACCUCGCCGGCGACGACAGGGACAGGGCGGUGUUCCUCCUCGCCGUCGACCGGAGCGAGGCGCCGCGAGGCUGGUCGCUGUGGAUGGUCAGGCUCAAGGCAGAAGAAGAAGAAGAAGAAGACAAGGGGGAGCUGAGGUACAAGAUCAUGGUGGCCGCCAAUGGCGGCGUGCUGUCGCUGGUCGGCGAGACGGAGAGCGUGGGGCGGCUGACGGCGCCGUACAGGGCGAGCUCCUUCCUGUUCGUCCCGGGCGCCAUGCUGGAUGCUCCCCCUGAGGCUGAGGGCCUCCUCGUCUUCGUCGAGCUCAAGUGA